This is a messenger RNA of Acanthochromis polyacanthus (spiny chromis), 4732 nucleotides long. RefSeq names its product microtubule-associated protein RP/EB family member 1. The transcript has 7 exons. Gene Ontology annotation, cellular component: microtubule organizing center; microtubule plus-end; cytoplasmic microtubule. The record is from RefSeq and is a predicted model, not a curated record. Gene Ontology annotation, biological process: regulation of microtubule polymerization or depolymerization; spindle assembly; protein localization to microtubule plus-end. Bases 203 to 979 code for a protein of 258 amino acids. Gene Ontology annotation, molecular function: microtubule plus-end binding. Lineage: Eukaryota; Metazoa; Chordata; Actinopteri; Pomacentridae.
GCGUGUUGACGUCACGGUCUCGGUCCUUCGCUGCCGGUAGAGUGAGCGUGAACUGCCAAGAAGCGGAGAAGAAGAAAAAAAAAGCAGAAGUGGAAGCAACGUCGAAACAAAACACAGAUUUGGCUUUUUAUGACGCCGAGUGACAGCCGAGAAAACUAGAAAUCACCGUGUCCGAGAACUGUGAACCGACUCCAGACUGACGAUGGCUGUGAACGUCUACUCCACCUCAGUGACCAGCGACAACUUGAGUCGUCACGACAUGCUGGUCUGGAUCAAUGAGUCUCUACAGAUGAACCUCACCAAGAUAGAAAUGUUGUGUUCAGGUGCUGCCUACUGCCAGUUCAUGGACAUGCUGUUCCCCAACUCUAUGCCUCUGAAGAGAGUCAAGUUUGGUGCCAAGCUCGAGCACGAAUACAUCCACAACUUCAAGCUGCUGCAGGCCGCCUUCAAAAAGAUGGGAGUGGACAAAAUCAUUCCAGUAGAUAAACUGGUGAAGGGGAAGUUCCAAGACAACUUUGAGUUCGUCCAGUGGUUUAAGAAAUUCUUCGACGCCAACUACGACGGGACGGAGUACAACCCGGUGGAGGCCAGACAGGGGCAGGACGCCAUGCCGAUGCCCAACCCCGCCCAGUCGGCUCUGGGCAAAACCCCCAGAAAGCCCCUCACUCAAGCUGCUCAGAGGCCUCCGGUUGCCAAGGUAGCGCCCAAGUUGGCUCAGACCAGCGCCAGGAAGCCGGGGAUGGGAGGAGGCGACGAGGAGAGGGCAGAGCUCAUGAACGAGAUGGAGAUGCUGAAAUCCACCAUUCGGGACAUGGAGAAGGAGAGAGACUUUUAUUUUGGAAAGCUGCGGAACAUUGAGAUGAUCUGCCAGGAGAAGGAAGGAGAAGGCGACGCGACAGUGCAGAGGAUUGUAGACAUCCUCUACGCCACAGACGAGGGUUUCGUGAUACCGGAUGCUGAGGAGCAGGAGGAGUUUUAAUAUUCAAGACUGCAAGCAACUUUUCUUUUUUGAACGCCCCGGUCUCCAAACCCACCUCCAAAUCCGGUUCGGUUUCACGUCCGAUCCAAACUGUCCCGAACCACCCUCGACCCGCCGGACUUCCUCCUCCUCAGCUCCACCUCAAUCUGAUGAUGCACCACACAUCUGGUUUUUGUAACGGACUUUUUGAGUGUGAAAAUCCUGGUGAUGUUUCUGUGUGUGUGUGUGUGUGUGUGUGUGUGUUUAAAUUGUUAAAAAAAAAAAAAAAAAGAAAUCAGUGAAGAACCUCCUUCUGCUUCGUCCCGAACUAACCCAGAUUUGAGUGUUUUGUUUCUGGAGCCGCUUCGUGCCUCGAUUUCUAUUCGUUCGGAAAGAAGACGAUGCGUUCGCAGACUUGAGGAAAAGCAGGAAACAAACAAAAAAAACACAUUCCUAUUCAGAAACACCAAAUCUGGGGGCGUAUCUUUUGCUAAACGAAAUUAGGCGAUAAAGAAACGCAACAUGGCAGGCUAAUUGUCCGUACGAAACACAUAAGCGUUUCUUUACUGCCUAGUUUUCGUACAGAAACACGGAAGCGUUUCUUCACUGCCUAGUUUUCGUACGGGAACACAGAAGCAUUUCUUGACCGGCUAAUUUUGGUACAGAAACAUGGCAACGUUUCUUUGCCACAAUAUUUCCGAAUGGAAACACAGCAGCAUUUCCGUGUUUCGAGGGGCUCAGGGUUUAGUCCGGGACGAGGCGGGUCUUUUCUUGGCCUUCUGUUUAGCCGUCGCCACCGAGGACGCCUUCUUUGACGAGCUUUUGUAAAUUAACGCUAAUCAUAUCUUCCCCCUCAUGCCGCUUUUUGUUUAUUUUUUUGUUUUUCGUUCACCUUUAACUUCUGUUUGAGCUCCUUCGCCUGUCAAAAACUUGUUUUCCUAGCAAAUAAUAGGAUAUUUGGAUAUUUAAUGAAAAAGAACCCCUUUCACUGUCAUUUCAGGCUUCCUAAACAAGUCGAAGCGUUUCUGAUCGUAGCCGAUUUUUGUCUGUUUUUAUGCUGAAAUAAAUUCCACGUGACGAAACACUGUGAUCAGAUUUCGCUGCAUGUAGCUGCCACGUCAAAACCAACGUGUAUUUUUUGUGGAAUCGUAAAGCUAAGAGUUCACCGAAGCCAAAUUCUUCAUCUGCCGUUGAUCUUAUUUGACUUUUUUUUUCCACUGUACUGUGUUUAGAAAAACAAACUCUUGGAAUACACAUGACUUUAUCAGUGGCCUUAUUCAUAAGAAUUUUCAUAACUUUCUUUCUGUUUUUUUUUUUUUUUUACUUUAUUGUGCGUCUCUGCUGUUUGUACUGUUACAGUCGUGUUUUUUAAUGUGUUCUGAAUCUACUCGACAUCGGAGGUUUUGUGGGCGGCUGACGCCUGUCUUCCAUUAAACGCUCGCAAAGCAAACAAGAAAUUAUAUAUUUAUGCUGAUUUAUUUGUUGUAUUCUUGCCUUCAGUUCGACCUAAACGGCUGCAGAAUUAAAUUAAAGAUCAGUUGAAUAGAUGUUGAAGCCCUUGGACGGACGCAAAUUCACAAUUCAUUUCUAUUUUCUAAUGUUUCAUGGAGGAAAGUGAAGGAAAAUGACUGAUCAAAUCACCAAUUUGUCACAAAGAGACAGUUUGCAGCAGGAUGCUAAUGUUGUAUUUUGUCAUUUUUGAGCUAACGAGUUUCUAUAACAACAAUCAGCUGAUUAUUAAAGGGUGCACUGUUUGAAAUGACACAGUGACAAAGAAUUUUGUUCCAGUUUUCCUUCAUCCAUAAACUCUGCUUGGAGGUCAUUAAGUAUCACAGAAGUCUUUGUCAUGGUGCCCGUUGCUAGCUAAACCACUGGUACUUUUCGUAAUUAAAAUAUGUAUUCCUGCUCUGAUUUUACAAGAAUUUCUAAUGAUAAACAGAAGAAAAUGAAGGAGAAUUACUGAUUUAAUAACCAAUUUGUCACAACAAAGAGACAAUUUGCGACAGCAUGCUAAGGAUGCUAAUUUUGUAGUUUUGUAAUUUUGUCGCUCAUAAGUUUAUAAUUUAAUAAUCAGCAGAUUAUUAAACUGCACUGUCAAAUGCUACAAGAUACAAAAAUUCAGUCCUAUUGGAUCAAAGGUUUCCUUAAUCAGAGGUCAUUAAGCAUCACAGAAGUCUUUGUCAUGGUGCCCGUUGCUAGCCGAACCACUGCUACUUUCCAUGAUUGUAAAACGCAUUCCUGCCCUGAUUUUACAAGAAUUUCUAAUGUUUAAUGAAGGAAAAGUAAGAAAACUGACUGAUAAAAUCACCAAUUUGUCACAAAGACAAUUCACAGCAGUGUGCUAAGAAAGCUCAUUUGUAGUUUCUUAAUUUUGUUGCUAAUAAGUUUCUAAAUAACCGGCGGAUCAUUAAAGAGUGCACUGUUUUACAUGACACAGCACAAAUAUUUGAUCCCAGUUUUCCUCAACACAAUCUCUGGUCAUUAAGAAUCACAGGAGUCUUUGUCACGGUGCCUUCUGUAAGAAUCUCAAUCUUAUUUUCAGAAUGUGUUCUGUUUGACGAGAUCUUUUGUUUCUAUACGUGUACUUCAGCAGAUUUACUUUGAAAAUCAGUUUUAAGCGACUUUUACCCAGUUUUUAUCUGACUGUAGCAGGAAACAACUAAAAUGAGGAGUUUCAUGAACAAACGUCCCUGAAAAUACGAUUCUGGCUGCAGAAGUGAACAAAUAUUUACCACAAAUAUGAACUUUGUUGUCUGAAAACUCAUUAAUGAGAACUUUCACCUCAAGUGAUUAAGAGCCAAAGUUAAAUCUGGUGCAACAACUGAUGCAGAUGUUCAUCAUUUUGCAGAAAGAUGAAUUUAAACUGAGGUCUUCCUCCUUCAUAAACAAUCAAAAAUGGUUUCUGCUGCAGUUAAAAGCAGAUAAAAGGACAAUUUUAUUUAUUAUUCCAGCUAUGUUUUACUAUAUUGUCACUUAUUCUCUAUUUAUGCGCCCAGAGUUCCUGAAAAACACAUUAACUGGAUUAUUAGAUUAUUUGUCCUUAAAAAUAGUCAGAAAAUGGUGAAAAAUCUGGAUUAAAUCCCAAUAUGACGCCUUGUUUUAUCAGUUUACAUUCACAGGGGAGGAAAGAAAGCAGGAAAUGUUCACAUUUUGGAGAAUUUGGAGCUUUUUUCUGGAAGCAAACCGCUUUGAAAAAUUGAAUUUCAGCUCUUACACGUGAUUGUUUCGGUUUGAGUGAAGUUUUUAGGUUGUUGUAGCUUCAGGUUCUUUCUUUUGGUGCUUGUAGGAGACGGGUUUGAGAAGGUUAAUGUCGAGACAAACGGACUAAACGAACUCCAUCCUUCAGUUUUUCUGUUUCCUCAAUGCAGGAAAACGUCAAACUGUAAACAGAACUUUUAACAGCGCGCCUGUCGUCACUAAAACCCUGAAAUACCACCGAAACUGAGCGGUCCGCUGGAGCACGAGGAGCUUUUCUGUCCGUCGCUGGAGAAUCUUUAGAUAAUUGUCGGGCUUUAUUUGCAGUUUGGAGACGGUUUGAUGAUAGUAGUGAAGCGUCGUAAGUGUUAGAAGGACUGUGUGAAUGGAAGAGGACAGAGAACGUCUGAGCAAAGAGAAAUAUUUGGCUUUCAAGGUGUUUCUGAGUUUCUUUUUUCUUCCCUGCCGAUGACGUGAACACUGUGGGCCUCUUUCUCUGUCAGUGUUUCUUGUACUCUGAUGAACUCGGUUUUCUUUAAUCAAGUUUGGUAUAGACAAUAAAACAGUAUUUCCACGUCA